AUGACCAAUAUCAAAACCCAAAUUCACACAAACAUUCUCGCAAAAAUAUCCGGUUCGAUCUGCGAAAAAAUUAGAGCCAAACUCAGUGUCGAAGCGAAAAUUCUCGGUGGUAUUAUCAAGAUGGAUAGUACCAAGGUGAACGCCAUCCAAACUGCAGCCAUCAAUGGCCUGCAAGGUAUCUACCGCCACAAGAUUGACUCUGAAAUUUUGAAUGAAUUGGAAGUCCAUGUAUUUCAGCGCAUGGAAGACCGAUUCAGGGCGGCUUAUGCGGAUAAAACCUUGGCAAGUGAAUCCGACCUGGCCAAAUUGUUGAUAGAUCUUGAAACGGACGUGGUAUCCCAAGUCAAAGUUGCGCUCCCCAAGAUUGAGGCCAAGUUGGAAGUGUUUGUAGACACCGAGUUGAAAACGCACAUCAAAGAAAUUGAGGUAGAAAUCCCGCUCCUCAUGAGUAUCAAAAUCGGAGUUGACAUUGAUGUCUCCGUCACCGUGAAAGCGUCGCUUCAACUGGCCAUUCAGGCUUGCGCAAGGGCCAAUGUCAGGAUAUUGGCCAAAGCUCUGCUGCAUGGCUUCCGAUGA
Molecule: messenger RNA, 576 nt
Organism: Radiomyces spectabilis
Lineage: Eukaryota; Fungi; Mucoromycota; Mucoromycetes; Mucorales; Radiomycetaceae
Exons: 3
Coding region: 1-576 (191 amino acids)
Source: RefSeq, a predicted model, not a curated record